Messenger RNA from Mangifera indica (mango), 3059 nucleotides. RefSeq lists its product as uncharacterized. The record is from RefSeq and is a predicted model, not a curated record. Lineage: Eukaryota; Viridiplantae; Streptophyta; Magnoliopsida; Sapindales; Anacardiaceae. Bases 16 to 2082 code for a protein of 688 amino acids. The transcript has 7 exons.
GCCUUUAACUGGGUAAUGAAAUCAACAACGGGUCGGGUUGAGGGGAAUAUUCUCGACCCGAAAACAAAGGCUUUACCUCUCCGUCUCUUAAAGUUUCAACUUCCAUGCUCGAUCGAUUCCCCCUCACUCUCCACCAUGGCCUUACUCGGCGACGACGGGCGGGGUUACGAUUUGGCUCGCAAGUUGGAGUCAUGCGGCGUGUGGCGCUCCUGGCUCGGCGACACUUAUUAUUCCUCAUUUGUUCACUCCCUUUCUUCGCCGGCCACUUGGGAGUCCUUCAUGCGAGCUGACCACACCAAAUCUAAGUCUCAGAUCCACCUUCAACUCCGCGCACGCGCUCUCUUGUUCGACAAAGCCGUCAUAUCUCUGUUUCUUCCUAAUGAUAAUCCUUCUUCGGCUUCCAUCUCCAAGCUCAAUCCAAACUAUUUGCAAUUGCACGGCGACGACUUGUAUUUCACCUUGGAAAAUAAUUCGCAAGAUGGGGUUCAAAUGCGAGACAAUGUUGGUUCCUCAAAUACGGCGCCGUCCAAGAGUCAGUUGAAGUCCUCAUAUAAUGCUGGAACAAGAUAUGAUGAAUCCCAGUAUGAAAUGUUGCCCCAGAGAAUUCGGAGUGACGAAUUGCCAGAAACAUGGUAUGAUCAGUUUAUUGAGAAGUAUAAACUCAGUAGACCAUAUAAGGUACUGCUGGGCCAACGAGAAUUGGAUAGGCGUACUGCCGAGGGCAUGUCUGAUUAUCUUAGAGUUGUUGAAAAACAUAAGAGAAGGCGAGUGCCAUUUCUGGACAAUCAGAGCACAGGCUCUGGAAAUUCUGUCUCAGAGAGUUCAUCCAGCAUGCAAUCAGAUGCUGUUUCAGAUUUCAAUAAUUUGGUUGAUGGAGAUGUUUUUUUACCUGAAACAUUAUUUUUAAUGAAUAGUGUGCCCCAGGUUGCAGUCCCGGCAAUAAAUAGAGAGAAGAUUAACCUAAAAGUAGAAUUGAAUGGGAUUCUUGAUACCUUGCCUCAGGUUAAUACCAGGAGUCCUGUUAUGAUUGAGAGGCUUGGUAUACGCCCUGAGUAUCUUGGCAUGGAACAAGGAGGAAAUUUUCAUCGAGGAAAAAAUGUUUCGGAAGGGAUUAAUAAAUGUCUUUCUGAUGAGCGAGCAUCACAGGUAUCUCAAAAGGUAAUAUCCCGCCUACUGCAUGGGUGGGGAUUUGACGGUGUUACAGAAGUCCCAUUGGAAGUGUUUUCUCAAUUGCUUGGACGUCAAAUUCAUAAACUAGGCCUCACUUUGAAACUUCUGUCUGAUGGUUACAGACGGCAUUGUUCUGCCAUUGAACUAAUUAGGAUGUUUCUUGAAGUAGCUGGGUAUGGUACUUUUGAGGUUUUUACGGAGCUUGUUAAAGAAGGUAGUAGGAAUAUAGCGCCACAAACUCAGCAACAAGUACAUGCCAUGCAGCCACAAUCACAGGCACAACAACAGAGUCCCCUUAAACUGCCGCAGCAGCAUCAGAUCCCACGACAAAUGAAUCAGCAAAUGCAGCAGAUGGUUCAACCUCAAAAUUUGGCUUUACAACAGCAGCUGCAGCAGCAACAAUAUGAGAUGAUGCGUAAACGCCAACAAACCAGUCCUCACCCUAGUAUGGAUAUGGAUAGGGAUCGGGCCCCAGUACAAGCCAAGGUGGAGAACUCUUUGGAACUGCAAAUGGAUGCCAAUGCCUUAACUGCAGUCAAUCCCAGGCAAUCUCAAAUGCAGAUCCGCCAACAACAACUCAAUGCAAUGUCAAAUCUCCAUUCAAAAUCUAGCAAUCAGUUGAGGCAGUUGGCAUCUGUUCAAAUUCCUCAAGUGCAGACUCCUCAAGUGCAGGCACCUCAAGUGCAGAUGCAUCAAAUGCAGACACCUGUGCAGAUGUCUCAAAUCCAGACACCUCAGGUGCAAAUGUCUCAAAUGCAAGCACCUCAGGUGCAGACAUCUCAAAUGCAAACACCUACAAUGCAGUCACAGAAUAUGGGCAUUGUUAGGGCUCCUCCAGUGAAGGUUGAGGGAUUCCAGGAAUUGAUGGGUGGAGAUACUUCAUCAAAGCAUGAUUCAGAGGAAAAACUGUGAUUUUUAAGGUAGGAUUACAUGAGUUCGCCCGGUGUGUCGCUGUAAAGGAUCUUUAGGUUUCCUUUUCCAUCUUGGGCAACAUUCAUCUCCUCCCAGAAGUGUGUCCAGCUUUAUCCCCUUUUUAAAGUUUAGUUCAGUUACAUUGCCUGUUGAAGACCUGCCAGGAAAUGCUGAAGCCACCGCCAUAUUCCAUGAAUAAGUCUCCUACCUGGGGGGCUGAUAGGAACAAAAUUGAGCUGCAAGGUAAAAAUGUUACAGCAUUAGUUUACUCAGACUAUAAAUAAUUGAUAGUUGGGCCAGAUAUUGUUUUCAAGUUUUAAACUUUUAGGCCUUACGCAGGUCCGCAAUUGCUAGGAACUAACCCGAGUAAAGAUUUGAAGAUAUCAAACUCCAUAUACUAAGUUCAAAUGAGACAUGAUCCAUUUUGGAGAAAAAUAAUGGAUUAUAUAUAAAGAUAAUUAUUUUUAAGAGAUAUUAAUUAACAAUCAAACCAUGUGCUCAAACAAUAACAUGUCACUAUAUGGUUGAAUGUUAUUUUAUCUUUAAUUUAAAACUGUUUAAUUACAUUGUGGCAUAUUAUUGUUUUUGUAUACAACACUUCUCAAUUCAUUCAUAACAACACCCUUAAUGAAUGAAUUGAAAUUUUCCUCCUUUUGAAAAAACAAUUUCAACCUCUCUUAACUGGAUUCUGACAAAAGUCUAACUAUUCUUGGUAAAUCAAUUGUGUAUAACAAAGUUUUCGUAGCUGUUCUUCUUUGACCAACUAUUUUUGUUGCCUAUCUUCUCCAAUUUAUGCUCAUGUAUUUGCAGAAUGGGAAAGAUGAUUGUCAAUGUUUUUAUGUUACAUUAUACAGAUAUUUUCAUAAAAACAAGAUCGAAUGCAAUUUUAUAAGUUUGAUUGUGUAAGAUGCAAAUACAUGAGAUUGAUUUAAUUUAUACCCAAAUUGGGGAAAAUGCCCAAUGUUGUUGAGACUGAA